Molecule: messenger RNA, 1719 nt
Organism: Pistacia vera
Lineage: Eukaryota; Viridiplantae; Streptophyta; Magnoliopsida; Sapindales; Anacardiaceae
Product: cold-responsive protein kinase 1-like
Exons: 7
Coding region: 207-1391 (394 amino acids)
Biological process (GO): protein phosphorylation
Molecular function (GO): ATP binding; protein kinase activity
Source: RefSeq, a predicted model, not a curated record
GCAAUGAAUGGAAUGAAAAUGAAGCUCAUCAGUUUUGACCUUUCAACUUCUUUACUUGUUCUUGUUCUUCUUAAACGACUACUGGCUGCAACUACAUCCACAUCAUCAUCUUUUUCUCACGCGCACUCCAACAUUUUUUUUCAUCAUCCUCUCAGGGCAGAAGAUUGAUCUGACUUCAAGAAUCAGUUCACAUAGAGCAGCUCAAGAUGACUUGUUUUCCUUCAUUUUUCAGAAAGAAGAGAGUUCCAUUUGGUAAAGAUGCAGUAGACGGUAAAGAAGAUUUUUCUAGCAUCCAUGAUACAAACAUUUAUACUUAUGGAGAGUUGCGAAGGGCAACAGAAAAUUUCAGUGUGGCCAAUAAAAUAGGACAGGGAGGCUUCGGUUCUGUCUACAAGGGAAGGCUCAAAGAUGGCACUCUAGCUGCUAUAAAGGUACUAUCAGCUGAAUCAAGGCAAGGGGAACGAGAGUUCUUGAGAGAGAUAGAAGCAAUUGCAAAGAUAAAGCAUGAUAACUUGGUUAAAUUGCAUGGUUGUUGUGUGGAAGCAAACCAUCGAAUUUUGGUCUAUGGCUAUCUUGAGAAUAACAGUCUUGCACAAACUCUUCUUGGUAGAGGGCACAGCAGUAUCCAAUUCAGUUGGCAUACACGUCGCAGUAUUUGCAUCGGUGUUGCUCAAGGACUUGCUUUCCUGCAUGAGGAGGUUCAACCACAUAUUGUGCAUAGAGAUAUUAAAGCAAGCAAUAUACUCCUGGAUAAAGACCUCAUGCCCAAAAUUUCAGAUUUCGGUCUUGCAAAGUUUUUCCCAUCCAACUUGACUCACAUUAGUACACGUGUUGCUGGGACAGAAGGUUACCUUGCACCUGAGUAUGCUAUACGAGGUCAGCUGACAAGGAAAGCAGAUAUAUAUAGUUUUGGCGUUCUGCUACUAGAAAUUGUUAGUGGGAGGUGCAACACAAACAAGCGGUUACCUUAUGAAGAACAAUAUCUGCUUGAAAAGGCAUGGGAACUGUAUGAGAAAGGAGAGCUAUUGCAAUUGGUGGAUGCAUUAUUAAACGAGGAUUACAAUGUUGAAGAGGCUGACAGAUAUCUGAAGAUUGCUCUCCUCUGCACCCAAGAUAUGCCUAAGCUCCGACCGUCCAUGUCUACCGUGGUUCAGAUGCUAACAGGUGAAAUAGAUGUAAGCGAACAAAAAAUAUCAAAACCUGGCCUUCUUUCUGAGUUACUCGGACUCAAAGUUGGCAAGGGCCAGAAAGAUGAGUCCGAUGGGAAGAAUAAAGCUUUGACACAAUCUGCAGACUCUGGCAGGCUGGAUGGUUCUUCUUCAUCUUCAGGAAAUAUGGAUACCUCUUAUGCUACCAUGACCUUCAACUCUAUAUAUGACCGAAGCAAUUAAGUUGAUAAAAUAUUUUUUAACUUAUUAUUUCAUUUUUCUUUCUUUACUGAAGAUCAAUAGAGUUUGGCUUUGGAGGGCAUUUGAAGUGCAUAUGAGGUGCUAACAAAGUGAUUCUUAGUCUUUCGGCAAAUCAUUUCUGUACAUGUUCUGUAAUCUAGUAGGUUUUUGAUCUAGUUGAUUCUUUUUCCACGUAGCUCUUUGUUUUCCUUUCUUUUCGAUAUUGUUUUUGUGUUUCUGGAAAAGAGGACCUAUUCUACACUCUUUGGCCACUCAACUUGUACUUCUCAGUAAUUAAAUAAAGGAACAAAUGCAAGUCCGUAUUCAUUAA